AUGGCUGCUGUGCUCUUUGGCUUUGAGGAUCUGCUCUACAGCUGGGACAGCCUGGUGUGGAGCCUGACGUCCCGAGCUCUGAGGACUUGCCGCUUUGGAAACCUGAGGGUCCUGCAGCUCAUGCUGAAGCCAUGGUGCAUUUCCAGAGCCGUUUAUCAGAUGACGGAGGGCCGCAGAUGCCAAGUGCACCUCCUUGACGACAGGAAGCUGGAGCUCCUCGUUCAGCCAAAACUUUUGGCCAAGGAGUUGCUUGACUUGGUGGCAUCUCAUUUCAACCUGAAGGAGAAGGAGUACUUUGGAAUUGCAUUCACAGAUGAAACGGGACACUUGAACUGGCUUCAGCUGGACCGCCGGGUGCUGGAACAUGACUUCCCCAAAAAGUCAGGACCAGUUGUGUUGUACUUUUGUGUCAGGUUCUACAUUGAAAGCAUCUCCUAUUUAAAGGACAAUGCCACCAUUGAGCUGUUUUUCUUGAACGCCAAAUCCUGCAUCUACAAGGAACUCAUUGAGGUUGACAGUGAAGUGGUGUUUGAACUGGCUGCAUACAUCUUGCAGGAGGCAAAGGGAGAUUUUUCAAGCAAUGAAGUUGUAAGGAAUGAAUUAAAGAAGCUGCCAGCCCUUCCAACACCAGCACUGAAGGAGCAUCCUUCCCUCGCUUACUGUGAGGAUCGAGUCAUUGAACAUUACAAGAAACUAAAUGGUCAGACAAGAGGUCAAGCAAUUGUGAAUUACAUGAGCAUUGUAGAAUCCCUCCCAACAUAUGGAGUGCAUUAUUAUGCCGUAAAGGACAAGCAGGGCAUUCCUUGGUGGUUAGGACUUAGCUACAAGGGGAUUUUUCAAUAUGACUACCAUGACAAAGUGAAACCAAGAAAGGGCAGUAGCCCACAGGCACCAGAGGAGAGGCGGUCAGUGCAGGUGCAGGAGGGGAACUACUGCCUUAGCAGGCUUGAGGACUUCAGAGUGCUGGGAAAAGAGUCGACCACCCCUUGCACUGCACAGGCAUCUGUGACCAGGAGGACUUUUGGGCAUAGUGGCAUUGCUGUGCAUACGUGGUACGCCUGUCCAGCACUAAUAAAGUCCAUCUGGGCUAUGGCCAUUAGUCAACAUCAGUUCUACCUGGACAGAAAACAAAGCAAGUCCAAGAUACAUGCUGCAAGAAGCCUGAGUGAGAUUGCCAUUGACCUGACUGAAACUGGAACGCUCAAGACCUCAAAGCUGGCCAACAUGGGGAGUAAAGGCAAAAUUAUCAGCGGCAGCAGUGGGAGUCUUCUGUCAUCAGGUUCCCAAGAGUCAGAUAGUUCUCAGUCUGCCAAGAAAGACAUGCUGGCUGCACUGAAAUCCAGGCAAGAAGCUUUGGAAGAGACACUGCGCCAACGCUUAGAAGAGCUAAAGAAACUGUGUCUCCGAGAAGCGGAGCUCACAGGAAAGCUGCCACGAGAAUACCCCCUAGAUCCUGGGGAGGAGCCACCUAUUGUAAGGAGAAGAAUCGGAACUGCCUUUAAAUUGGAUGAGCAGAAAAUCCUGCCUAAGGGAGAGGAGGCAGAGCUGGAGCGCCUGGAGAGGGAGUUUGCCAUUCAGUCCCAGAUCACAGAGGCUGCCCGGCGCCUGGCGAGUGACCCAAACGUCAGCAAAAAGCUGAAGAAACAGAGGAAGACAUCCUACCUGAAUGCCCUGAAGAAACUGCAGGAGAUCGAAAAUGCCAUCAAUGAGUAUCGCAUCAAAUCUGGAAAGAAGCCAACCCAGAGAGCCUCCCUGAUCAUAGAGGAAGGAAACAUUGCCAGCGAAGACAGCUCCCUCUCGGAUGCCCUUGUUCUCGAGGAUGAUGAUUCUCAGGUCACCAGCACAAUAUCCCCUCUCCAGUCCCCACACAAAGGACUCCCUCCCCGGCCACCCUUGCACAACAGGCCUCCUCCUCCGCAGUCGCUGGAAGGCCUCCGCCAAAUGCAUUACCACCGCAAUGACUAUGACAAGUCCCCCAUCAAACCCAAGAUGUGGAGCGAGUCAUCCUUGGAUGAACCCUAUGAGAAGGUCAAGAAACGCUCCUCACACAGUCAUUCCAGCAGUCACAAGCGGUUCCCCAGCACUGGGAGCUGUGCCGAGGCAGGAGGGAGCAGCUCACUGCAGAACAGCCCCAUCCGGAGCCUUCCCCACUGGAACUCCCAGUCCAGCAUGCCAUCAACGCCGGAUCUACGGGUACGCAGUCCGCACUACGUCCACUCCACGCGGUCAGUAGACAUCAGCCCAACCAGACUGCACAGCUUAGCUCAGCACUUUAGACACCGGAGCUCCAGUUUGGAGUCGCAAGGCAAGCUCCUCGGCUCAGAAAAUGAGACAGGGAGCCCUGAUUUCUACACCCCAAGGACUCGUAGCAGUAACGGCUCUGACCCCAUGGAUGACUGCUCUUCCUGCACCAGCCAUUCCAGCUCUGAGCACUACUACCCUGCUCAGAUGAACCCCAACUACUCCACCCUGGCAGAGGACUCCCCAUCAAAAGCCAGAGAGCGACAGAGGCAAAGGCACAAAUCGGCGGGCAACCUGGUCUCUUCUAAUUCAGGGAGUAUGCCCAACCUGGCUGCGAGGAAUGGGACGGGGCACCACCGCGUCUACCUGCACAGCCAGAGCCAACCCUCCUCCCAGUACAGGAUCAAAGAGUAUCCCCUGUACAUCGAGGGCAGCUCCACACCCGUGGUGGUGCGGAGCUUGGAGAACGACCAGGAGGGACACUACAGCGUGAAAGCACAAUUCAAAACCUCCAAUUCCUACACAGCGGGGGGGAUGUUUAAGGAGAACUGGCACGGGGAUGAAGUGGACUCUGUCAGGCUCACCCCCUCCCGCUCUCAAAUCAUAAGGACUCCAUCUCUGGGCAGGGAGGGCCACGAGAAAGGCUCGGGUAGGACUGCCGUGUCGGACGAGCUGCGGCUCUGGUACCAGCGGUCCACGGCCUCCCACAAGGAGCACAGCCGCCUCUCGCACACGAGCUCCACUUCCUCAGACAGCAGCUCCCAGUACAGCACAUCUUCGCAAAGCACCUUUGUGGCACACAGCCGGGUCACGAGAAUGCCUCAGAUGUGUAAAGCAACAUCAGCUGCCUUACCUCACAGCCAGAGGAGUUCAACACCAUCGAGUGAACUAGCAGCCACGCCGCCGGGCAGUCCCCACCACAUUCUCACAUGGCAGACUGGGACCUACAAUGAUAGCUGUUUCCUGGAUUCUCCCCUCUAUCCAGAAUUAGCAGAUGUCCAGUGGUAUGGGCAGGAAAAAGCCAAGCCUGGGACUCUAGUGUGAACCCCUGACCUCAAGUUAAUCACAUCAAUGCCAUUCUGAGAUCACCUCACUGCCUCUCAUUUGCCUUCCCCAGACGCACUGUCACCCAGCACCAGCUUCCACUCUAAGCACUUUUCUCACGAUGCAAUUCAAGAUGACAUUUACAGAACACUGGCCCCGAGACACCCACCACGACAGCGACGGACCGCAGCGCAUCCCACCGCCAGACUGCUGCGCGUCCCUCCCACGGCCCGCGGGGCAGCGGGUGCGGAUGAGCAGCCAUCCUAAUAGUCAGUCAGCAAUUUAAAAAUUGAUUUUCCUUUGAAACGGUGGAAGCCUUUCAAGGCUUGCAUCAAAUCUUUCUGUUCUGUGGCACGUAACACCAGUAAGAUUUCCA
Messenger RNA from Egretta garzetta (little egret), 3661 nucleotides. It is a transcript of the gene FRMD4A, whose product is annotated as FERM domain containing 4A. Gene Ontology annotation, cellular component: adherens junction; bicellular tight junction; cytoskeleton. Gene Ontology annotation, biological process: establishment of epithelial cell polarity. The coding region runs from base 1 to 3285 and encodes 1094 amino acids. Lineage: Eukaryota; Metazoa; Chordata; Aves; Pelecaniformes; Ardeidae. The transcript is spliced from 23 exons. The record is from RefSeq and is a predicted model, not a curated record.